Messenger RNA from Danio aesculapii, 1236 nucleotides. RefSeq names its product zona pellucida-like domain containing 1b (gene zpld1b). The record is from RefSeq and is a predicted model, not a curated record. NCBI's taxonomy places the organism in Eukaryota, Metazoa, Chordata, Actinopteri, Cypriniformes, Danionidae. Gene Ontology annotation, cellular component: cell surface.
GUUGAGAUGGAGUGGAUGUGUGUUGCUCUUGUGCUUUUCAAUGGGAUUCAUUUAGCUUUUUCACAAUUCAAUGGAUUCAACUGUGAUCCCAACUACCACAGCAGAUUCCCUGGCGAGCGAGACAUCAGCAUCUACUGUGGUGUUCAGACCAUCACACUGAAGAUUAACCUCUGUCCUGUGCUGUACUCUGGAUACACUGAUGUUGACCUGGCGCUGAACAGCCGUCAUGGAGAACCACAGUGCAGAGGCUUCAUAAACAACAACACCUUCCCCACAGCGGUGCUCUUCAGCAUCAGCCUGAGCUCACUGGAGGCCUGCGGGAACACACUGCAGGUUUCUACAACUCAAGGCAUCAAUGCGUAUGGGAAUAUCUCUAUGGUGCAGAUGGGAAAUAUUUCGGGCUACAUCGACACUCCAGACCCUCCCACUGUUAUCAGCUACCUGCCAGGACUGGUGUAUAAGUUCAGCUGUAGUUAUCCUCUGGAGUACCUGCUCAACAACAGCCAGCUGGCAUCCUCAUCUGCUGCAAUAACAGUGAAAGACAAUAAUGGCACGUUCCUGAGCACUCUCAGCCUGGUGCUUUACAAUGACUCAACCUUCAAUCAGCUGAUCUCUAUACCAGUGUCUGGCCUGUCCUUAAAGACUCGUGUGUUUGCUGCCGUUAAAGCUACAAAUCUAGAUAGGAGGUGGAACGUCCUUAUGGAUCACUGUUACGCCACCCCUGGGAACCCAAAAGAUGAGAUUCGCUAUGACCUUUUCUUUGGGUGCUACAAGGAUCCACAGACCACUGUUUUUGAGAACGGGAAAAGUCAGAUGGGCCGUUUUGCAUUUGAAGUCUUUCGUUUUGUGAAACAUAAGAACCAGAAGAUGUCCACUGUGUUUCUGCAUUGCAUCACAAAGCUGUGUCGAGCAGAUGACUGCGCAAUUCUUAUGCCGAUCUGUGGAAAACGCAGGAGGAGAGACAGUGAGGCUGAGCAUGCAGUGUCAGGUUCAUCCUCAGGGGAUGCCGUCAUAACCGCCGGCCCCAUAAUCACCAGGAGUGACGAAUCUCCAACCAACAACUCACAACUAGUGAGCAGCUCGUCCCAGCCUCUGAAUGCAGUCACCAGUGCGCUGAUUUCAGGUGUGGUUGUGCUGGGUGUGAUGAGCCUGGGCCUCUUCAUCCUCUCCCUCAGGCUGCUCAGGAAGCCCAGCCCGUCUAAUCUGACAGGGCUUUGGAACCCCAGCUCCAGAUGA